AACAACAUCAGAUUUUAAUUUUUUAAUAUACAUAUAUAUACACGCAUCACGGCUAAUUCGGCCGCGGACAAAUCCGUCGAGACGGCUCCGUUGGAAGAGGUACUUAGGUCCACACAUCUAACCACCGUGGAAAUUUGAACGCCACUCUCACGCCGAGCUUUUCGCUUUGUCAAUCACCCUCACCCACUGCUGCAAAAGUAAACCUCACACGUGCCUCCAACGUGCUCUAAUUAAAGCACCGAACCGAACCGAUUUUUCAUAUCGGUUUUCAGAUUAAAAAGGAAACCAAAGGAUAACGGGCUGUCACCCUAAAAAGCUCACAACCGCUGUAUCAAUGAGCCCCGAGCCCACAACACAUCUUCAAAAUUGGUGCUCUAGGCGAUAGACGGCUGUGAUAUGAUUUGCAUGAUAAGCGUUGAGGAAGAGAUGGUAUAAGAUGGAAACUUGACUGGAAGAAGAAUACUUGCACAAAAGGAAAGCAGAGCAUUGCAAAAGGGAAAGCUAAUAGCUGAUGGGUCGCUUUACCAAUUCAAGCCCGACCAACCAAACACUCAUUUUUGUCGGUUAAGUUUCUCUGGAUUCAAACCUUUACAAAUCCUAAUCAUCGAUCCCUUUCUCUUUAAUUAUUUUCAUCAUUCGUUUUCGCUUUUCUCGAUUGCAACUCUGAUUUCUUCUUCGGAGCCUCGAAUUUUCAUUCUGGCAAUAUGGCAAGAGUGUAAGUAACCAAAAUGCAGCUAACAAGAUAGAAAUGGGUGUGCACCUUCGCAUGCCCAAAGGUGGAAACCAUAAUGUUUGCUGAUAGUGUGAGUGGGGAGGAGUCACUUCGUCAGGAUUUUGAGGCUCUGACUGUGUCAAAACGUCUUGUGAGGAGUGUUAGCCAGAAAUUGAGGAAAAAAAACCAUAGAGGUGAAGGGGAGGAAGAAGAUAAGGCAAGAGGGGUUUCUGUGAAAUGUCUUACUCUAUAUGGUAGAGGAGGUGGUUGCAAAGUGGGUGCUGAUACCAGUGAGGGAUUUGGUCAUCCGAGUAGCAGGAGAAGGUCAAGUGCCAGUGAAGAAGGGAAGGUGUACAAAACGAUUUGUGGUACCGAGGACAAUAAUUUUGAUUGCUUCUCAUAUGGGGUGAAGGAGAAGUUUUGGAAGAAAAACAGUAGAAAAGACUUAGAAAUUGAGGAAUCGAUACGAAACAGCAGGAUGCAUAUCUUUCUUCCAGAUGACAUUCUAGAGAUGUGCUUGGUGAGACUACCACUGGCUAGUCUUAUGAAUGCACGCCUUGUGUGCAAGAAAUGGAGACACUUGACUACAACCCCUCGGUUUUUGCAGAUGAGACAAGAAGGAUCAUAUCAGAACCCAUGGUUGUUUCUUUUUGGUGCUGUUAAGGAUGGCUUUUACUCUGGGGAGAUACAUGCACUGGAUGUGUCUCAAGAUCAAUGGCAUAGGAUUGGUGCUGAUAUUCUCAAAGGAAGGUUCAUGUUCUCAGUUGCUAGCAUCCAGGAUGAUGUUUAUAUUGUUGGAGGUCGUUCAAGCCUAAGCAACUUUGGGAGGGUGGAUAGGAGCUCAUUCAAGACACAUAAAGGUGUAUUGGUCUUUAGCCCUCUCACCAAAUCUUGUCGUAAAGUUUCAUCUAUGAGGUAUGCUAGAUCUAUGGCUAUACUAGGAAUAUCUGAGGUCAGUUCAGAUUUCUUGGUCAUUCAAAGCCAUCAGAAUCGACAUGAUAGGUGGUUUCCCAGAUCACGUGUUGGUGGGGUGUCAGAUGUUUAUGAGGAUCCACACAGGCUUUCACUUAGACUACAGUACAGAAAUGCUUUUGAUGAAAAUGAACCUUCAUUGUUACCUGAUAGAAAAUCAUUCAAGUUUAUUAGACAAAGAAGUGAACAAUCGAAUACAAAGGGUUUUAAAAGAUUUGUGUUGAUUGCUGUUGGAGGUCUUGGAUCUUGGGAUGAGCCACUGGAUUCUGGAGAAAUCUAUGAUUCUGUAUCCAAUAAAUGGACUGAAAUCCAAAAACUGCCUAUAGAUUUUGGGGUUGUUUGUGCUGGGGUUGUUUGUAAAGGGAUGUUUUAUGUAUGCUCUGAGAGUGACAAGUUAGCGGGUUAUGACAUAGAAAGAGGCUUCUGGAUUGGAAUCCAAGCCUCCACAUUUCCUCCCCGUGUUCAUGAGUAUUACCCAAAACUUGUGUCUUGUAAUGGUUGCUUGUUUAUGCUCUCCGUCUCUUGGUGUGAGGGGGAUGGGCAAAUUGGUCAAAGAAACAAGGCCGUGAGAAAAUUGUGGGAGCUAGAUCUGAUGUGUCUUACAUGGACUGAGGUCUCAGUACAUCCUGAUGCUCCAAUGGACUGGAACCCUGCUUUUGUUGCUGACAGGAACUUAAUAUUUGGGGUUGAAAUGUUCAAAAUAUUUGGUCAGGUGUUGGAUUUCUGUACUGUGUUUGAUGUGUCUGAUAAGAGGAUGAAUUGGAACCAUAUUUCUAGGAAUCACAUGGCUCACGAAUUAGAUGCUUCUUCUUGCAUGAGUAAGACAAUAGCGGUGCUACAUCUAUAAUUUCUUUGUAGUACACUGUAAUUCAAUCAGAAAAUUUUAAAACAUUAUUGCUCGUUGAAGGAUUUUGAGCGUAUAUUUCAACCCAUGAAUGUCAUAUUUAUUUCUCUUGAAUUUCCACAAUUUGUAGAAUGGCGACAUCCUCUGCUUUCUAGUUCUUAAUCAGUCUUAGUAAAGGUACUGUUACAUGUAGUCUUCGUUGUAAUUUCUUCACCAUUGUUCAUAAAUUGAUUAUGCAUUUUUCAUCAUGUUUCUUUUGCAUGUAUAAUAAAUUUUCCUCCUUGUUCAUUCACUCAUGUUAUUGUUUAUUGUUUACUUUGAUCUAGUUGUGACAAUUAUUUGUUGAAAAGUAGAAAGGAAUCUGAAAGCUCAAUGGUUCUUGAAUUUGGAAAUUUAAGGAUUGAUGGCAAUGCUAACUAUCACAUGCUAUCCUGUUGGGAGUCCAUUAAAUGAACUUACCUGCGUCUAAUUUCUGAUACAAGUGAUACGAAUAUCUAAAAACUUAAUUUGGAAACAUUCUGUCUACUUGUGAGAAAAGAUAAAGAAAAGAAACCAUCCCGUUGCCUAGGUACCGUAAUCCUUUUGAAUAAAAAUACACAUAGGUAAGUUUUUAGUAUAUAAUUCUAGCCUUGGACUGAUCUGACUGAAUAUAUGAUGAACACAUCAUCUACAUACGGGAAUCCACUGCUAUAGUUAAACCUAGAGACGGAAUCUUUGCUAUGAUGGAUAUCCGCCUUCAAGCUUCUGCAACUCUUUUUCAGUCAAAACUUUUCUCCCCCAUCUGUGUUCAAAGUUAUGCGCGCUAUCAGUGAAAAUAAAUAACAAUAAUAAAAAAAAAGGUUCCUACUUGCUGUAAUCCAUUACUAGUUACUAAUCAACAUCAACCACCGAAUUUUGUUUGAAGCAAAGGACUUCAUAUUAUAAAAGGCCACAAACGGCGUAACCAGAAACUCAGGAGGCAUUUAAAAAAAAAAAAAUCACUAAAGGCCCAUACCACUCAA
Molecule: messenger RNA, 3529 nt
Organism: Durio zibethinus
Lineage: Eukaryota; Viridiplantae; Streptophyta; Magnoliopsida; Malvales; Malvaceae
Source: RefSeq, a predicted model, not a curated record